Molecule: messenger RNA, 519 nt
Organism: Fraxinus pennsylvanica
Lineage: Eukaryota; Viridiplantae; Streptophyta; Magnoliopsida; Lamiales; Oleaceae
Source: the annotation of a GenBank genome assembly
AUGGAUGUUUUGAAAAAUCCUAGAUCAUCUGCCCCAACCAUGGAGGAGCAGGAGGUGGUGGUGGGCUUGGUGGAAGACUGGGAGGUGGAGCUGGCGGUGGACUGGGAGGAGGAGCUGGGGGUGGACUUGGUAGAGGAGCAGGAGCAGGAUGUGGUGGUGGACUUGGUGGGAGCAGCGAUGGAUAGGAAGGCUGAUCACGAGAUUCCACUAGUUCUCUCUGUUGAACUCAAGAUUGGCUCCGCCACUAUUGUUGUACCUGAUAUCAUUGACAACUCGUUUGCUAAGGUCAAGUCUGUAGUAACCAGAGGUGUGAUCUGCCUUGAGACUGAGGACGUCGAAGCUGCCUUGGCCCAGGCCAUGAACGCUGGUGCCACUACGGAAGGAGAGAUCUCCGAGGGUGAUGACUCGUGCUGCGGCGGGCGCGUGGGCAAGGUGAAGGACCCCUAUGGCAAUAUUUGGCUUAUUUGCUCUUCUCGAAGAAAUGCGCUAGUGUGGAAGCUUAACGACCCUCUGAUCUGA